CAGGUAAUAGAGCUCCACACAUGCAGGCGUGGCCAAACGUCGCGCGGGUCUCUGCAAAGCGCCUUUUGGUUGAACGCCAUCUAUUUUUAAAAUCGACAGACUGCUCAAAUGGAUAACGUUUUACUAUUAUCAUGAACAUUUGAACGAAAGGGGAAUUUAUAUGGUCUUUAGGUCUACUUACGGAGCUUUAGCAAAGUCGUUUUCACAUGCUUUGAGCAAAUUCAUUGUUGAAAGGGCGUAAUGAGGGACCGCCUUGGCGAUUUGACAGCGAACAGCAACAAUAACCCUUUUAGUGUGGAUGAUGAUGGCACCAUCACAGUGGAGAACAACUCCCACAGGGACGACUUCUUGAAACAGGUGGGGGAGGUGCGGCGCCUCAUCGAUAAGAUCACUUCCCAGGUAGAUGAAGUGGUGAAGAAACACAGCGCUAUCCUCUCUGCCCCCAACCCUGAGGAAAGGACCAAAGAUGAUCUGGAUCAGCUCACCAAUGAAAUCAAGAGGAACGCCAACACAGUGCGGGCCAAGUUAAAAACCAUGCAGGACAGCCUGCCUGAGGAUGAGAAUGCGAACACAGCCUCUGUGGACCAGCGCAUCCAGACGAACCAGCACACAAAUCUGAUGCGCUGGUUUGUGGAUGUCAUGACUAUGUACAACGAGACCCAGAUGUCCUUCAGGGAGCGGUGCAAAGGACGGAUUCAGAGACAGCUGGAGAUCACUGGGAAAGUGACCACUGAUGAGGAGCUGGAGGAGAUUCUGCACAGUGAAAACCCUGCCAUCUUCACCUCUGAUAUCAUCUCUGACUCCCAGAUCACACGCCAGGCUCUGAAUGAGAUCGAGUCUCGCCAUAAGGACAUCAUCCGCCUGGAGUCCAGCAUCAGGGAGCUCCAUGAGAUGUUUGUUGACAUGGCCAUGCUGGUGGAGACUCAGGGGGAGAUGAUAAACAACAUAGAGAAGAACGUGAGCAGUGCAGCCGAGUACAUCGGCGUGGCCAAAGUGGAGACUAAGAAGGCACUGCGGUACCAGAAAGCGGCACGCAGGAAGUAUGUCAUAAUUGCCAUAGUCGUGGUGAUCCUGCUUGCUGUAAUCGCACUUAUCGUUGGUUUGUCUCUGGGUCUAAAACUGCCCUCAACCGCACAGCCUUAGUUCUUAUUUUUCACAGAAAAUGCUUUAUCUUGGUAUCGGUGGGAUUGUUGGUGUCAUCGUUUUAGCCAUUAUUAUGGGGUUGAGUGUCUCAUAGUGAUUUGUUCAAUCCCCCAAAAAAAAAAAAAAAAAAGAAAUCCCAAACUAAAACAAAAAUUAUAAAUGUUAAUCAGUCUCAACCUCAAAUUGUUCCAGCUGAAAUAUCUACCAUGACCACUACUGCCUUACUGGGUGAAGUGACUCAUCUCUCAUGGAGUGAGUAAAGGCUCCAAUGAGGAGUUUCUACUGUGCAUUUCAGAGGAAGACAACUCUCUGUACCUGCAGUAUCAAUCAGAGGGUGGUGCUGAAUCUCCUGAUUAACUCCUAAACCUUUUCAACCAGACAUGCACUACGCACUUUUGACAGAAACACACAUACACACAGCAUAUGUUUUACUAUCCUUGUGGAGACCAUAUUUCCCCUAACUCCUAUCCUUAAUUCUACACCUAAGCCUAAAAUAGCCUUUGUUCUUGUGGGGACCUGGGAAAUGUCCCCACGAGGGUGAAUUGUCCUUGUUUUACUAUCCUUUUGGGGAUUUCAGGUAUCCAUGAGGAUAGUAAUACACACACAGCCUACACUCCAGUUAGUUUACUUAUAACCUCUGGUAUUCUUUGAAAUGGCAUCAGUAAAUCCUAAUUACAUGUUUGUAUUCCCUCUCCUGAAUUGGUUGGAUGUGCUCCCUACAUGAAGAUUUGUUCUAUCGAUUAAUGUAUGACUGUUUCUUUGUGCCUCUUAUUACAUUUCGAGCUCCAGAGCUUUAUCAAAUAUAUCUUUACACAACA
This is a messenger RNA of Coregonus clupeaformis (lake whitefish), 1961 nucleotides long. RefSeq names its product syntaxin-2. The coding region runs from base 241 to 1143 and encodes 300 amino acids. Gene Ontology annotation, biological process: synaptic vesicle fusion to presynaptic active zone membrane; intracellular protein transport; exocytosis. NCBI's taxonomy places the organism in Eukaryota, Metazoa, Chordata, Actinopteri, Salmoniformes, Salmonidae. The record is from RefSeq and is a predicted model, not a curated record. Gene Ontology annotation, molecular function: SNAP receptor activity; SNARE binding. Gene Ontology annotation, cellular component: plasma membrane; SNARE complex; presynaptic active zone membrane. The transcript is spliced from 11 exons.